Molecule: messenger RNA, 1282 nt
Organism: Triticum dicoccoides
Lineage: Eukaryota; Viridiplantae; Streptophyta; Magnoliopsida; Poales; Poaceae
Exons: 2
Coding region: 234-872 (212 amino acids)
Source: RefSeq, a predicted model, not a curated record
CCCCACGACCCAACCGGCGCCCCUGCCCCCAACGCGAUCUUGACUGCCCCACACCACUGAAUCCCUCGCCGCCAACCCCUUCCUCGGAUCCCCAUGCCGCCGCGCGCCUUCCCGGAGAACCUCGCCGCCGCGCGCCUUCCCGGAGAACACCGUCACUGCGCGCCCUCCCCGGAGACCCCGCUAUCGCGCCCCUUCCCUGCGCGCCUCCGGCGUCCCACUGCCGCAUUCCCGCCAUGGCCGCGCGCGGCUCAGCGCCACAACCGUCGCCGGCGGAGAUCCAGCAGAGGUCCACCAGCUCCACGACCUCCACCUCCCAACCCCCGCCUACCCGCCGCCCCACCCAGCGCGUCGCCCUCUGCACUCUGCCACCACAUUCCCUGCGCCGCCGCCGGUGGGCAGAGCUUGGACGGGAUCCGAGCCUUCUUUCGACCGCACGCGCCUUCAACGCCAAAAAAUGUAGUUGUCGUCCCGCCUUCCUACCCUGUCUGCGGACCCACCUUCCUCCUCCGGCCGGGCGUCGGCGCCCCACCUUCGUCCUCCGGUCGGGCGCACUGCUCGUCUGUUGCUGCCCCACAACUUCCUCCGUCGCCUGCGUCCCCCGCCACCAGGAGCCACCUCCCAAAUCCAUGGUGACACCCCUCCACUCCGGCCUCGCUCUUGGGCCUGUGACCCUGCCUAUCCGCCGCUUAGGCGCAGUUGACUCCCCAGCCAUCCCGCUUUGGCGAGCCAGCGCCUCAUCGACCUCAAUCGCCUCCCACCCUUGCUCCCUAGUUCCCGCGCUGCACAGGCUAGAGCAGACGAAGAAGGAGAAGACGUUGAUGCAAUGGUUCAGAUGCAGAGAAAUCUCAGUACAGAAAAGAGAAGUGCGUUGAUUUGUUGCACACAACCUGUUUGCUCUUAUGCCCAAGCAACAAAAAGAAAUGAAAAACUAUUGAUGGAUGUGUCUUGGUAUUGUUGGUUGUGGGGGAAGGAGUACUGCUGAUGCUGCUCCAUCUCUCUUCGGUUGGUGUUUGUUUCCCACACCAUGUUUGUGUUAAUGCUUGGAAGGGUGAUGUUGGAUAGAGUACCGAACUAUGUAUAGUUAGUGAAAUUUUUAGCCCCUCCCAGUUGCCACGUAUCUCUCUCUCUACACUGAACUCUCUUGGGGAGGCUUUGAACUUCUUGGAAGUUGCACUAAAGUUAUCUGCAAAAGUAGUUUUUGUGCUUAGCUUUUGGAAAAAAUGUUGUUUGAGGCCACUUUUAUAUGUGAUGGAUCAAUUGGUUUAAGCAGUGCUGAACUAUA